CCUUCAAGUUCGGGGGGCUGUACCUGCCUGCUCUCCUCCGGAGUCCGCGCAUCCUGCUCCUCCCGUCGCGCCCAGUUUCCCGGCAGCUUCCAGUUGCUCCCCAUUGCGCGGUCCUCAGCCCUGACCUCGUCCCCCCAGACUUGGAGCUCAGCCUCCCUUCCCCCCGCUUCCGAGCUUCGCGUCUUUCUCUUCCGUACCCUGAGCCCAGCUUCCCUUCACCUUCCUCCCUCACCCCCGAUCGCCAACCUGGUUCGUCGUUCCGGUGCCUGCACCACCCCCGCGCCCCGACCCCGAGACAACACACACUGUUCACCAACACACAGCGCGCACAAAAGCCCCUGGCCGGGGAAGCCGAGGGCUCGUCUUGCCCCCGGGGGGUCAAAUGCCAGAAGCAAAGGUCUCUAUGUUGACUAGUUGAGACAAAUAUAAAUAUGGCCUUCUACAGUUAUAAUACAGUCUUAGCUAUUACCGGAACAAGAUUCCCUAGCCAUUUUGUCCAUCCUAUCUGCGCUUGUUCUCACACAUCACUUGCACUUCUUCACUUGCCAGAUUUCUAUUUAAAUAAAACAUAUAUGAAGAACUAUGGAAGCAAGAAGUUCUCUUAUUAUAGUCAGCCAGGCAGUAAAGUACUUCAUGUACGAACUAGGAUAAUACAAAAGCUACAUACAUCAACUUGCUGGCUACAAGAGGUCCCUGGUAAACCUCAACAGGAGGAAACCACAAAAAAGCCAGAGGUGACAAGUCCUCAGCCCACAAAAGAAACUGACACGAAGAUUAAGGAAGAAAAGCGAUCUUUCAGGCAAAAAAUUGUGGAUGAACUUAAAUAUUAUUAUAAUGGAUUCUAUUUGCUUUGGAUCGAUACCAAAAUUGCCAUCAGAAUGAUUUGGAGGCUGUUGCAUGGACAGGUGCUGACCAGACGAGAUAGGAGAAGGCUUUUGAGAACUUGUGUUGAUUUGUUCCGCCUGGUUCCAUUUAUGGUGUUCGUAAUUGUACCCUUCAUGGAAUUCUUAUUACCAGUAUUUGUGAAACUCUUCCCAGAGAUGUUGCCAUCAACUUUUGAAAGACAAUCCAAAAAGGAAGAAAAACAGAAAAAGAAAGUGGCUGCAAUGUUGGAACUAGCAAAAUUUCUUCAAGAAACUAUUACAGAAUUGGCAAAGAGGAACAGAACCAAGUUGGGAGAAGCCUCUACACAGUUCUCAAACUAUGUCGAACAGGUCCAGACAGGCCACAAGCCCUGCACAAAGGAGAUAAUUCAAUUUUCCAAACUCUUUGAGGAUCAGCUAACCCUGGAACACCUAGACCGACCGCAACUGGUUGCCCUUUGCAAACUGCUAGAAUUACAAUACUUUGGAACCAAUAAUCUGCUUCGCUUUCAACUCCUGCAGAGACUGAAGUCUAUAAAAGCAGAUGAUGAAAUAAUUGCCAAAGAAGGAGUGGGUGCUUUGAGCGUGUCAGAACUACAAACUGCCUGUAGGGCCCGAGGGAUGAGAUCGCUGGGUCUCACUGAGGAACAACUGAGACAACAGCUGACAGAGUGGCAGGACCUCCACCUGAAGGAGAAUGUCCCUCCUUCUCUUUUGCUCUUGUCACGAACCUUCUACCUAAUAGAUGUGAAGCCAAAGCCAAUCGAGAUACCAUUAAGUGAAGAGCCACCAAUGACGAAUAUUCCUGUGGAAUCAACUACUUCCCCUAAAUCUAAAGAGAACAUGGUGGAUAUUGCCCCUCAACUGAAGGGAACUGAGGAUGAAGAAUUUAUACAGCUGCCACCAGUUACCGCAUCACCCAUAGCACCAUCAGUACCUAUUUUAUUACCUAAGGAACCCAUUACUUCUGCUAAAGAAGCUGUACACCAAGCCAAAUCACAAAAGACAACCCAGAACAGCAAGGCUAGUUCAAAAGGAGCCUAAGGAAUCUUGGAGGCUGAAGCUCACGCUUUCCAGCGUCCUGCCCUCAGCAGUAGUAUACAUAAAGGACCUCCCAGCUAGGACUGUCUGUGUCUGGUUUGAGAUCGGGGAUCAGCCAUUUAGUCCUUGGAGCCAUCCGUUGAGGCCUUCCAAUCAUUCCAGAUGAUAUCAGCAGUGAGAGCAAGGUCAGACCAUUUAGAAAAAUGUAUUUGCAAAGUCCACUUCUUCUGUUUCAUUAUGUCAUCUCACUAAAUUUUGUGUAAAGCCCCUCACCCUCACCUCCAUGUUAUUUUUAAACAGCUUCCUAUUUGUGUGCAUGUUCUUUAAAGGAGGGAAUUUUUUGCAUAAUGGAGUCAGGCUGGUACCUUAGAUACCUCUGCCUCCUCUGGCUUGUAAACAUGUAGCCCAAGCAAGAACUUGGAAACUCCAAAGAUCAUUGCAAGAGCACCUCUUCAGCUUUUUCAGAGUGAUCCAGCAAUAGGAAGUAUCCUGGAAACAAAGUACCCUGUGAAACAGAAUGGAUAUACUCCCCAGGAAGGUUUUCCUGGAUGUAAAGAAGAAAACACUUUUUGGAGGAGAAAACCGGGAGUAAAGCAGACUGGCAGUCACAGAGAGUUGGCUGCUGCGUGGCUGUUCUGAGACAUCUCCCUCUUGGGCCUGCAGAAGCUGCAGGAAUCUGGGAGGCUGCCACUAUUCUAGCACAUAUGGUUUUCAUUAGCCACCAUUUUGCUAGGAGACAUAAUUAAGGGCUUAAGGCUUAACGAUUUGUCUGUGCAGGGUGUGUAUUUUUCUGGUCUGUUUGUCUUUCACAAACAAGACUAUUUGUUAGUCAUAGGGGUUGUUAAAGUUUGAUAUAAUCCCUAAGCUACUCAGUAACAAGUAUUAUGUUCAGGCAUUUAUGUUUAGUAUUGUCAGUACUGGAAAACUUAAGAUAACAAAUAGACUGCCAGGCAACCGACCAACAGCUUUCUUCCGGGUGGGGGGGGGGGGUCACCUAGAAGGGAAAAUAGAUUUUGACUUACGGGUGAAGUUAGAUUUCUUUACUGCCAGUCAGAUGCUAAGAAAUUAAAAGCAGUUAGGUGGGAGUCAGUUAAACCAAGUAAAACUCAAAUCUCCCUGUCUGGGAUCACCCGAAUGAGGAAUGUCAUCAGCACUUUGCAGCAAGAAUAUGCACUUUUCAAAGCUUCCUAAACCACCUCUCUACAAGAGGACAAGUCCCAUCACGUCCGCUAAUGAACUCCACUUCCUUGAGGAUGAGUCCCUACUGUGUAGCACUCCACGGAUCUUGCCAUUGGCCUAGCAAGGUGAUUCACAAUAAAUU
Messenger RNA from Talpa occidentalis (Iberian mole), 3225 nucleotides. It is a transcript of the gene LETM2, whose product is annotated as leucine zipper and EF-hand containing transmembrane protein 2. Gene Ontology annotation, molecular function: ribosome binding. Gene Ontology annotation, cellular component: mitochondrial inner membrane. Gene Ontology annotation, biological process: intracellular monoatomic cation homeostasis. The transcript has 11 exons. NCBI's taxonomy places the organism in Eukaryota, Metazoa, Chordata, Mammalia, Eulipotyphla, Talpidae. The coding region runs from base 432 to 1907 and encodes 491 amino acids. The record is from RefSeq and is a predicted model, not a curated record.